Protobothrops mucrosquamatus (brown spotted pit viper) is the source of this 1078-nucleotide messenger RNA. RefSeq names its product rho GTPase-activating protein 42. Gene Ontology annotation, molecular function: GTPase activator activity; protein binding. The record is from RefSeq and is a predicted model, not a curated record. The transcript is spliced from 5 exons. Lineage: Eukaryota; Metazoa; Chordata; Lepidosauria; Squamata; Viperidae. The coding region runs from base 52 to 489 and encodes 145 amino acids.
GUGACUUCACCAGGAGACCCAGCCAAAAGAGGAUUGUAUAGUCUCUCUGGAAUGAAAAGAUCAUCAGCUUUAUCUUUAAGGUCUAUCCCUUCUGCAGAAGGUAACAAAAGCUGCAGAGGUUCCUUGCAAAGUUUAGCUUCCUUGGAUGCCAAGGAAGUACCAAAGAUGCUAGAAAAUCCAGAACUGCCUCCAAAAAUGUGCAGAAGAUUACGAUUGGAUACAGCGUCGAGCAAUGGCUACCAAAGACCAGGGUCUGUGGUAGCAGCAAGAGCCCAACUAUUUGAAAGUGGUUGCUCAGUAAAACAGACUCCCUCUGGAAGGCAAGCCAAGGCCAUGUAUUCCUGUAAGGCUGAACACAGUCAUGAACUGAGCUUCCCACAGGGGGCAGUAUUUUCCAAUGUAUAUCCAUCUGUGGAACCCGGAUGGCUAAAAGCAACAUAUGAAGGCAAAACAGGACUUGUUCCAGAAAACUAUGUUGUCUUUCUCUAGUGAUAGUAAUGGACAGCAGUUUCUUCAUGGUAUCCAUGGUAACAAGCAAUAAGCACUGUGACUUUUUUUUAAUCUGACACAGAUAUGGAGGGUCUGCCAGCUAUCCCCAUGUAUGGUUGACUCCCUUCCAUUUCUGCAACUGCAGAUUAUGUAGCUUUGUAUAAGUAGAACAGAAUUUAACGAAAACAGUCGAGAGGAUGGGUUUUGUUUUUUCAGUCUGUGUUUUAAAACUGAACAUGGUACUUUCUCUGUCUUCCACUGUUGUUAACGAGAAAAUCACUUUAUUUUUUCCCCCUUUAUUUUAUGCACAAAAUCAAAUCACCUGAAAAUGAAUCCACUUUUUUUUUUUAAAUCUGAGUGACUGAUUCUCAGUUGGUCCCUUUCAUUUCAAGAAAAGCUUGAGCUUGUAUUUAAAUUGUUAAUAAAUGUUCACAGAUGUCAUUGUUUGUAAAAGCAAUAUAGAUAGGGAUAUAAAUUUGUUAAUUGAAGCAACACUUCAUCAAAGUCAUAUUUUUGUUUCAAAUGGCAUUUUAACGCGGUAUAUAUGUGUUUUGGUUUUUCUUCCUUCACUUCUAUGUUUUAUCCUAUA